This is a messenger RNA of Pseudomyrmex gracilis, 1771 nucleotides long. Its product is annotated as glycerol-3-phosphate phosphatase. The coding region runs from base 344 to 1297 and encodes 317 amino acids. NCBI's taxonomy places the organism in Eukaryota, Metazoa, Arthropoda, Insecta, Hymenoptera, Formicidae. Gene Ontology annotation, molecular function: phosphatase activity. The record is from RefSeq and is a predicted model, not a curated record. The transcript is spliced from 5 exons. Gene Ontology annotation, cellular component: cytoplasm.
AACUAAGUUCACUAAACUUGUGAUUGGCUUUACUUUGGCUUGACUGUAUAUUUAUUGAUUUCAUUAUUUCAUACAUCAGACUUAGUUUCUCACGGAAUUCUAAAAGAUGGCAGCACAAUAGUUGCAAAACAAAAGUGACAGCAAGAUUCCUGUCUUGUUCUCAGCUGAUCUUGAUUUGACAUUGAGAUUACUGAAACAGACUGGUCACUACUGGCGUAACAGACAGUGUGAGUGUGAGUCUGCUGUGAUCCAUAACCGAACCACCGAACGUGAGAUUAUUAAAGUAAUAACUAAAAAAUAGUCACGUUUGACACAAGUAUUUAUAGAUUUUUAACAAGUAACAAUGUCCGCAAUACAAAUACAGUCUUUGAGUCAAGAGGACAUUAGGAAAUUAAUUAAUUCAUUUGAUACUGUAUUAACCGAUUGUGACGUUUUGCAGAUCUUUCUUUUAGGGGUACUAUGGAUGCACAUGACACCAUUGCCGUAUUCGUCGGAUGUUAUAAAUCUGCUUCGCAAGCUCGGGAAACAAGUUUUCUACGUGACUAACAAUAGCACAAAGACUCGUGAAGAGUUGGCGGAAAAAUGCAAAGCCUUGAAGUUUGAGGCAACUAAGGAUGAUAUAUUGUGCACUUCUAAUUUGUCAGCUCGUUACCUUCAAAGUCUAGGUUUUAACAAGAAAGUUUAUAUUAUUGGUACAGAAGCGAUUGGGAAGGAAUUGGAGCAAGUUAAUAUUUCACAUUGUGGAAUAGGACCAGAUGUGAUUGAGCAAACCAACCCGUAUUCUGUUUUUGACAAGGAUCCUGAAAUAGGCGCGGUUAUAGUCGGUUUUGAUGAACAUUUUAGCUAUCCUAAGAUGACAAAAGCAGCUACAUAUUUAUAUGAUCCCAAUGUACAUUUUAUCGGCACCAAUAUGGAUGAACGAUUUCCUGUUUCAGACAAUGUCGUUAUACCUGGUACAGGAAGUCUAGUCAGGUGCAUAGAAAGCUGUUCAGAGAGAAAAGCUGUUGUUAUGGGAAAACCGGAUGAAUAUAUGGCUAAAAUGUUGAUGAAUCAAUCAAAUAUUGAUCCGAAACGCACGCUAAUGAUCGGUGAUCGAUGUAACACCGAUAUACUCUUCGGCUCUCGUUGGGGUUUCACGACUCUGUUAGUUUUGACGGGAGUAACUAGUCAGUCAGAUCUUGAAAAAUUGAAACAAUCUGAUCGUCAAGAAGAGCGCGAUCUUAUUCCAGAUUAUUAUAUAAAUUCGCUCGGUGAUUUAUUACCAUAUUUAAAAGAAAUAGAAACUGAAAUGUUAUAAUUUUAUGAAAUUUAAUUAUACAAAGAAAGAAAGUAUACUUGCGCCACAAAGUCAUUUAUAAUUUAAGACAAGGUGAUAAUACAUACUUUUCUAGAGCAUGCUAAUAAAAAAAAAAAAAGAGAAACAACCUAAAUAGAGGCUUUACCUAAUAUGCACACGUGAAUGUAUAUGCGUGUCCGUAUAGACAAUUAAUACGAUAAUAUUCUGUAAACAUAUUCUGGAAAGUCGCAUCAAUAUAAUUAUAUGUAUUAUUAUUACGUAAUUUAUAUGUAAUCUUUCGUACUCUUGCUGUUCUCCCUUGUAUAAAGUGUAAGAAGUGUAAUUUGUAUUGAGUCGAAGAUACGUAUUGUAAUUUUACUGCACUUUGUAUUCUAAAGUCUUUCUAUUUUGAGAAAGAAGAAGCGAUAUACUAUAUCAGUCAAUAAAAAUAGACGGAAAAUGUCUGGAUGUAGGCAAGAGACACACACAAGUAAA